Cavia porcellus (domestic guinea pig) is the source of this 1845-nucleotide messenger RNA. RefSeq names its product spectrin repeat containing nuclear envelope family member 4 (gene Syne4). The coding region runs from base 216 to 1625 and encodes 469 amino acids. The record is from RefSeq and is a predicted model, not a curated record. Gene Ontology annotation, biological process: establishment of epithelial cell apical/basal polarity. Lineage: Eukaryota; Metazoa; Chordata; Mammalia; Rodentia; Caviidae. Gene Ontology annotation, cellular component: nuclear envelope; nuclear outer membrane; meiotic nuclear membrane microtubule tethering complex. The transcript has 5 exons.
UGCAGUGAUGUUGGAAGGUUCAGCUAGGAAGGAGUUAAGUGACUGCUGUCACCUCAGCAGCGCAUCAGGUUACUUGGGUGCAGGUUCCUCUAGGAAGGGGUGGAGCCAGCUUUGCCUCUGGGACUGAAGCUGAAGAGGUUUGAGGAACACUGCUGACUAGGGAAGGGGCUUUAUCAGGUGUCUUUUCCCAACCUUCUGUCUCCAAGCCCUCAGCUAUGUCCUUGUCCUCAUCUCUGAAUCCCAAACUCCCUUCAGAACCCUUUAGUCAUCCUCCAGGAGCCCCUCGGGAGCCAGAAGUUGACCAGUGCACCAUCUGUCCUGAAUUGGGAGAAGAGACAAUCAGGCCAGAGCAGGCCCAGGACUCCUUGGACCCUUCUGAGUACUUCCACGGUGGACCGAGAGGCACUGAGCCUGCUGCCAAUGCCCCCAGAACACCAGCACCCUCUUCUCAUGAGGAAACAGCUGGAAGCAAGGUCCAUGAGCGCCCUGUCUCUGGCCACGAUGUGUUGGAGGCUGAGCAUGACAGCCUGCAGCUCUGCCUGUUGGGGCUGGGCCUCCGACUACAGGACAUGGAGCAAGGCCUCAGGCCCUGGACACUGGCCCAGAGUGGGAUGGCCCAGCUUCAGGCCCUGCAGGCAGAGCUUCGAGGAGCAGCAGAACGUGUGGACUCACUGCUAGCAUUUGGUGAGGGGUUGGUGCAGCGAAGUGAGCCCAUGGCCUGGGCAUCUUUGGAGCAGAUCCUGAGGACCCUCAGAGCCUACCGACACACCAUCUUCCGAAGGCUCUGGCAGCUGCAGGCCCAACUGGUCAGCUAUAGCCUGGUGUUCGAGAAGGCCAACACAUUGGACCGGGAUUUGGAGGUCGAAGGGGACUCAGAUGGGCCAGGACUUGGUGGAGUCUGGGGGUCCUGGGCACCCAGUAACCUCCUCACUCCUGCAGAGUUGGAGUGGGACCCAGCAGCGGAUGUUGGGGACCUUGGGGUUUUGGGGCAAAAGACAGCCCAGGCUCCAGGGAUUCCUUGUGAACUGUGUGGCCAGAGGGGCCCCCGGGGCAGGGGACAAAGCCUUGAGGUAAGAGCAGUUCCUUUUGAGUAUCUUCCAUUCAGUCAGGCAACCACAGAGCUCUUCUGUCUGCCUUUGAGAAGGGUCCUUGUUAUUCAAGGUCUUGGUGGCUCUGUCUGUCCUUCUCUCUUGAUGUCUCUAAGGUUUCUCCACUCCCAUUAUCUGUCUCUGUCUUCAUGGAUUCCUAUAUCAUACUUUUCCCACUCUCCAUUUGUUUCUUUUCUUUUCUUUUUUUUUUUUUUUUGUCUUUUUUGUUUCUAUUGGUACCAGGGAUCGAACUCACGACUGCCUGCUUGCAAGGCAGGUGCUUAUGCCGCUGAGCUAAAUCCCCAGCCCCCCAUUUGUUUCUUUUUCUCUCCAUUUGUUUCUAUCUGCAUCUUCAGCCUCAUUUCAUUUCGUUCUGCCCCUUACCUUCUUGGCUAUGGCCAUACUCCAGGCCCUUUGGCAAACACACAAAUGGCACUGCCAUCUUGGGGUUCCCAAGGGCACGGCCAGCUCACUUCACCUCAGUUCAGUUUCUCCUCAGGUGUCACUUCAGAGAGGCCUGCCCUAGCUCCCAAUUAGCACUCCUUAUCUUCCUGCUAGAUUUCCUGAUUGAUUUACCACAGCUUGACCAGCAUUUAUUAAUUUUUGGUCCCUCUGGCCAGAACAUAAACUCCACAGAGGCCAGGAUUUUGCCUGUUUCCAUCCCCAUUGUGCCCUCAGACCUAGAACUGUACCUGGCAUGUAAUAGAUACUCAUUAAAUAUUUGUUGAGCAAAUGAAUAAAUAAUAUCUAUCCCCUU